This is a messenger RNA of Exophiala aquamarina CBS 119918, 786 nucleotides long. RefSeq lists its product as uncharacterized. The coding region runs from base 1 to 786 and encodes 261 amino acids. The transcript has 2 exons. NCBI's taxonomy places the organism in Eukaryota, Fungi, Ascomycota, Eurotiomycetes, Chaetothyriales, Herpotrichiellaceae. The record is from RefSeq and is a predicted model, not a curated record.
AUGGGAGAAGACAAGACGAACAACAAACCGGUCAUCGUGAUCGUGCCGGGCUCAUUCUCGAAUGCUUGUUCAUAUUAUGCUCUGGUCGACAGGAUCCAAGGCCUCGGAUACGAGACAUUCGUCAACAACCUCCCUUCGACGUCUCGCCAUCCUCCUGAAGAGCCCGCGAAUCUCCAAGACGACGCUGGGUUUUUCAGGAGUAUUAUUGAGAAGCUCGCGGACCAGGGUAAAAAUGUCGUGGUUGUUAUGCAUUCGUAUGGUGGUUUGGUAGGUAGCGAAGCCGUUAAGGGGACGGCGAAAGCCGAUCGGCAGGCGAGUGGGAAGCCUGGGGGAGUCGUCAAAUUGAUCUACCUCACUGCGACGGUACUUCCUGUGGGAGGUUCAAUGAAGAGUGAGUCGGGGGAUCCACCAUCCGGGCUGAUAGAAAUGGAUCAGAAUGGGUUCAUGCGGAUCGUUGGCGUGGAGGCAGUCGCCCAAGCAGCCCUUUCGGACGUCCAAUUCGACAGGGCAGUAGAUAUCGUCAGAGAGAUGCCGAGACACUCGGCACUCAGCUUUGCUGGCGAGUUAACGUAUCCUGGUUACAAGCACAUACCAUCAUCGUAUAUAUGCUGCGAAAACGACUGCCUGGUUUCACCAGAAAUUCAACGCAAAUACAUCGAUAGGAUCAGAGAAGCAACUGGAAAGGAGGUCGAUGUCCACAACCUGGAUACAGGCCAUGCUCCGAAUAUCAGUGCAACGGAGAAGCUUGCACAACUGCUCGUCGAUGUCGUAGGGGCCUCGGUUUGA